CUCUCAGACAGUAGAACCAAUGCAAUUAUCGUCAAAAAUACAAACCACUCUAGAUAGUUACUCAUUUUAUGAGGAUAUUAUUGCAAGUGAAAAUUCUAGCCCGGAAGAAUCCAAUGAUGAUGAUAUUCAUGAAUAUGAAACAUCAGCAGAUGUAACUUCACGCUCUACUGUACCUCGCUCUUCCUAA
This is a messenger RNA of Racocetra fulgida, 187 nucleotides long. Lineage: Eukaryota; Fungi; Glomeromycota; Glomeromycetes; Diversisporales; Gigasporaceae. The record is from the annotation of a GenBank genome assembly.